Molecule: messenger RNA, 3638 nt
Organism: Anarrhichthys ocellatus (wolf-eel)
Lineage: Eukaryota; Metazoa; Chordata; Actinopteri; Perciformes; Anarhichadidae
Gene: macc1
Product: MET transcriptional regulator MACC1
Exons: 5
Coding region: 79-2634 (851 amino acids)
Cellular component (GO): cytoplasm
Molecular function (GO): protein binding
Source: RefSeq, a predicted model, not a curated record
GUUUAUUGACAGUGGAUUGGCCUCUUUUCCUGCCAACGCUCGGAAGCAGAACUAAAACCAUCUCAUGCCGACGAUGAUAUGGCAGCUGGAAGAGGAAGGUCCUUCCGUCGUGUUGGGAGUCUCAUGCGGAGUAAAUCUGAGGGGACACUGAUUGAUCUGGAUGACAAAGACUCCACCAGUGACAACAGGAAUGGUGUGCAUGUGGCACAGAACUCUGAGUGGCCCCUUUCAAACCCAGAAGACGCACGUUCGUCUCAGUCGAAAAAUCCCUUUUGGAACAAACUGUCUCGAUCGAAUCCUUUCUUGGAUGACAUUGUAGACAGCAGCACAGUCAAACACAUUUCUAGCUCCGUUAAUGUGAAGCAAAUCAAUGAAAAUCCUUUAGACACAAAUAACGAUGACGCCUUUAGCACAUCUUCGGAUGAAGGCAACGUGGGGAACUUUUUGGAAAACAAAAACCAAGCCAUCGACAGAUCUGGGAGAUGCAGAAGUGCUUCUGACAUCCUGGAUGAUCUGGAGAGAAAAGUGCCAAAACAAGAGAACAGCUUCAAACCGCCUGGGCCGGUGCUGAACCCAGACUUUGAGUGGCUUAAGAACGACAGAGAGGCCUACAAGAUGGCCUGGCUGAGCCACAGGCAGCUAACCCGCUCGUGUCUGGACUUAAACCUGAUAAGCCAGAGUCCAGGCUGGGCUCAGACACAGGCCACUGACUUUCAGGUCAUCUGCAAGAUCGGCCACACUGGAGGCUCAGUACAGUUGCCAUCCUCAGAAAUUAGCAUCCAUGUCCCAGAAGGCCAUGUUCCUGCAGGAGAAGUCCAGGAAGUUACACUGAAAGCAAUGCUAGACCCUCCUCCUGGACUCAAUAACAACUACGUGACAACCAUAAGUCCACUUCUAGAGGUGGUCCUCAGCAACAUCAACAUAAAGGAGUGCAUCUCUCUGGAGAUGAAAUUGGCCGGAGAGGUGAAGAGCGACCCAUUGAGUCAGGUGAUGACUACUGUGGUCGGCCUGGUGUCCAACAAAAAAGAGGGACCUUAUCUUAAAGGGAACGACUGUUACAUCUAUAAGAAUGUGAUGCAAAUGAAGCUGCAGGACCUUAAGACACAUUUUUAUGUAGUUGCAGUCGCGGAGGCCUCUGCAAUCCAGUCUCCUGCUACAUCGGUGUGGGAUUACCUUGAUCGCCAAAUCACGGUAGCAGUUUAUGGCCCCAGGUAUAUCCAUCCAUCAUUCAAGGUCGUAAUAGUGGUUUGCGGUCAUGAGGACGUUCCGCCAAGGCUUCCGUUUUCAGAGAUCUGCAGGGGGAACAAAAAUAUACCUCCACUUGUGCUGCAGCUUUGGGGAAAACAUGGGUUCAAACCAGACAAACUGACCAACCUGCAUGUCGGUAUUAGCCUCACCGACUCAAUGUUCAAAAUCAAAGCCGAGGACGAACUGAAAGAAGUGAGACAAAGUCGGCUCAAAAUAGGGACAGUUUUUCAUCUGCCAGUUGCGUUAUCUUGUGAGAGUAACACAGAAAUGACUCCUUUUCAAUUAGAUCUGCAGGUGAAAGAAUCAAAAGAUGCAAUUGUUGCACAUUUCCAGGUGCCUUCCCCUCCCGCAGCACCCGCCAGAUCAGAGAAGCGAGUGCCGAGGCAAAUAAGCGCAGAAAAGCGCAUUGAAAUGACAAGAAGCUCACCUAUCCCCGAGGAAAGUGUUCCAGAUUUGCCCAAAUUCACAGACAGACCGGUGAACCUACAGUGGUAUGGUGUGGCCUUAAAGUCAGUCCUCCGUCAGCCACGCGUACACUACCUUCUGGAGUAUUUCAAGGGGGACACUGUAGCUCUCCUCUCCAGAAAGACUGUCAGGUCAGUGGGUAACUCCAAAGUAAAGGAGUGGUAUAUCGGAUUCCUCCGAGGCAGGACCGGUCUGGUUCACUGCAAGAACGUCAAGCUCAUAACCGCAGACCAAGUGAUCGACUUCACCGGCAUUGAAAUCACCACAGAGGUCCUCUUGGACAACAUGACGCGGCCUUUCAAGAAGCUUACUUACAUGUACUCCGCCAUCCAGACGCUGGUCACUGAACACAUAAGCAGCUGGAGAGGUUUGGCUGAUGCUUUAGGGUACGGCAAGCUGUCGCUGGACACGAUCACACGGAGGCACGCUGAAACUCAGGCUGAUAAAGUGGCCUGCGUACUAGAAACGCUGAAGGAAGACUGCCACGCUGAGAAGAGCAGGAAAAAGUUUCUGCAUGAGCUCAUGGUGGGUCUGUUGAAGAUGGACUCGGUGAAUCUUGUGGCCCAGCUGAUUCAGAACACAGUCAUUUUGUCCACAGCUGUGGAGCUGGGAGCUCGAUGGCGGGAGCUCGCGGAGAAGAUGGGCAAACUGUCCAGUGCUCAGAUAGCGGACUACGAGGCGCCGCACCGAGGGAAGAGCAGGGAAGUCGGUGCCCAGUCAAUGUGGAAGCCCGCCUACGACUUCCUGUACUCCUGGAGUCUGCGGUAUGGGGACAGCUACAGGGACAUGAUCCAGGAUCUGCACCUGGUCCUGGACAAAAUGAAACACCCUGCCACCCGACAGUGGAGGCAGUUGACUGGUGCCCUCAUCACAGCGAACUGUCUGGAUAUCUUUCGAGCCUCUGCAUACCCAAAUUCCUAAACACGCACUUGGGAAAAACAGAGGUUUUGUUACACAGCAAUAAGGCUUUGAUGUUGUUUUUGAUGUUACUUUGUUCUUUUUUUGUCAUUGUAUAGUUUUGCUUAUUUUAACACAAGGCAUUAGAAGCUACUUCAUUGAAAUCCAAUCAGGUACUUGCACUUAAUGUUUGGAUCUCACUUGGUGAAUGUGAAAUAUUUUUCUUACAUUUUUGAGCAAUGAAGGAAUGUCCUUUCAUCUUACGAAGAGAAGAAAAUGAAGAGUAGUCUGGCACUUUUCUCUCUGUCUCUAUGUACACAAAUGUGAUGAAGCCUUAACGUGAAAGUUUAUUCUGGUGGAUCUAUUUCUGUGAAAUGUUUAUGAGAUCAGUUGUUCCCGACUGACAUCAAUUUUCCUGGGUAUGAAAAAUCUCAACGGGUGUUUUCAUCUUUUAUUCCUUUGCCUGUUAAUAGUAGGCUAACAAUACACAAAAGUGAAUUACCUAAAAACCAGGUUAAAAUAUUAUUUAUGAAUCUAAUUUGAUAACUUCUAGUACAUUACUUAACUUACUUACUGUAUUCAGUUUGUUUUUUUAAGGAUCCACAGUAUUAAGAUCCAUGUCACCUUUAUGGCUCCUGUGAUAGUUUGUGUCAAUGGGAUUUUUUGAGUUUUAGUUUUCUGUAAAAUAAUGUAGGUAGUGAAUACUAAUGUGAACACUGUUGCUAACUAACAAUCUCGAGGGUUGCAGCACUGCCAGGACAUUAAAUUGAGUUUGUGUGCUGAAAAUUAGAAUGUUCUACCAAAGUUACAUUUUCCCGAUGCCAGUAAACAAACCAUGAAGAUGCUACUAUACAAGUGUCAUAAACUAUUGUUUCUUAAAUAUAUGACUUAAAUGUUAUUUUUAUACUGUAGUGAAAUGUUUUAGAUAUGUACAGUACGCAGUGCCUUCACUCACAGAAAAACAAUUGAUAUCUUUGAUUCUGAAAUAAAGAUGUGUUGCAUGACAUGAAUAAAUAAACUGCAGUAAA